Ochotona princeps (American pika) is the source of this 2349-nucleotide messenger RNA. It is a transcript of the gene B3GNT6, whose product is annotated as UDP-GlcNAc:betaGal beta-1,3-N-acetylglucosaminyltransferase 6. The coding region runs from base 520 to 1647 and encodes 375 amino acids. Gene Ontology annotation, cellular component: membrane. Lineage: Eukaryota; Metazoa; Chordata; Mammalia; Lagomorpha; Ochotonidae. Gene Ontology annotation, molecular function: hexosyltransferase activity. The record is from RefSeq and is a predicted model, not a curated record. The transcript has 2 exons.
UGAUAAGGCUUGAAAACCUUACCUUCUGCCAAAUUCACAUCCAUAGGUGUCACUCCCAUGAUUAGAAAGCCCUGCUCUGUUUUACAUGCAGCCUUCUGUUUUAUGUGCAGCUUACCAAACAAAGAAACAUGUGCUGUAUGCCCAGAACACCCUGCUGACCCCUGCCCUGCAGCUGCUUUCCAGCCUGCAGCACAGGCUGACCCUGCGGUGUCUCAUCGGAGACCCAUCUGCCUUCCUAAAGGGCACAGGGUAGCCAGUGGGUGGAGCGGUCAAGAGGCUCUCAGGAGAAACCUUUGGGUGUAAUCCUGAAGAGUGAGCCGAGAGGAAGCCUGCAGCUCCCCUCCCCUCAGCAUCCUACCCCCAAGGAGGUGGAGGAGGAGGAGGGGUGAUGUCAUGGAUUGGUCAAACGCAGGAACACUGGACCUGGGGGUGGGGACUUCAGAGUAAAAAAACAGGGGGUUAAAGGUUGGUUCCAAUCUGGAGCGGCUCCUGUCACCUCUUCCCUCUCAGACACACAAGAUGGCUUUGCUCUGCCGCAGGUACACCACACUUCAGAUGCUAGCCUGCGUUCUGCUCGGCCUGGGGUUCCUGGUGCUGCACCUAUCGCUCCAGCAAGCCUCGAGGACCCAGCCAGAGGACCCCACAGAUGGCACUCCUGCCGCCGCUGUGCAGCUGCAGGCACCCCACGAGGGGGCCUCCUGUGUGGCCAACGCCUCUGCAAACACCAUCACCGACUUCCAGCAGCUGCCGGCACGGAUCCAAGACUUCCUGCUCUACCGGCACUGCCGCCACUUCUCGUUGCUGUGGGACGCACCGGCCAAGUGCACUGGCCGCCGGGGCGUCUUCUUGCUGCUGGCCGUCAAGUCGUCGCCCGCCAACUACGAGCGACGCGAGCUCAUCCGGCGCACGUGGGGACAGGAGCGCAGCUACGGAGGUCGGCAGGUGCGCCGCCUCUUCCUGCUGGGCACGCCGCCGCCCGAGGCCGGAGAGAGCGCAGCUCAGCUAGCAGAGCUGGUGGCGCUGGAGGCGCAGGAGCACGGCGACCUGCUGCAGUGGAACUUCACCGACACCUUCCUGAACCUCACGCUCAAGCACGUGCGCCUGCUCGACUGGCUGGAGGAGCGCUGCACGCAGGCACAAUUCGUGCUCAGCGGCGACGACGACGUCUUUGUGCACACAGCCAACGUGCUGCGCUUUCUGGAGUCGCAGGCGGCGGACCGCCACCUCUUCAUCGGGCAGCUCAUGGACGGCUCCGUGCCCAUCCGCGACAGCAGAAGCAAGUACUUUGUGCCCCCGCAGCUCUUUGCAGAGCGUGCCUACCCGGUGUAUUGCAGCGGCGGCGGCUUCCUGCUGUCCAGGCAUACUGCCCAGGCCCUGCGUGCCGCCGCCCGUGACACCCCACUCAUCCCGAUUGAUGAUGCCUACAUGGGCAUGUGCCUGCAGCGUGCCGGCUUGGCCCCCAGUGGCCACGAUGGCAUCCGCCCCUUUGGGGUGCAGCUGCCUGGCACCCACCAUCCCUCCUUUGACCCCUGCAUUUACCGCGAGCUGUUGAUCGUACACCGCUUUGCGCCCUACCAGAUGCUGCUCAUGUGGAAGGCGCUUCACAGCUCUGCACUGAGCUGCAGCCGCGGACACCGGCUGUCCUGAAGCCACCGGGGCGCUGCGCUGGGCCCCCAGCUUCCCUGCCUCCAUACCCGGGAGGGAAUUUUUCCGUGCUGAGAGCGUGUCUGACCUGCAGUCUGCGAUUUGGACUCUCGGUACGGGCAUCUGAACCUCGGGUGCACGUUGAAUGACCUGGGGACAGGGAGACAGGGCGGAAAAUAACUCCGCCCUGGCCCUGUCUUCAGAGUCUCUGACGUUAUUGGCCCCGGGGUGGCCCCAGACAGGUAGGUGGUUUUAAUUUAAGUUCCUUGGAGAAUCUAAUACGUUGCUAGAUUUAGGCACUGCGAAGCUAAGAGAGCUCGUUCAUUCUUGCAGCGCAGUUCCAGGGCUCCUUUCACGGGCCUUCCUGGCGCCUGACUCCCAAGCUCACUGAUCAUAGGCAACCGAGCAAGGAAAGUAUAAUGCCCGGGAUCCGUGUCACCUGCCAAGUGCCGUUCCCAUCCUUGCCUUCUCCCAUGCGAACCCAAGACCCCCUUAGGGCAGUAACCCACCAGGGAACCUACGGUCACCACCAGGUAGCAUGCCUGCUGUGGUCACCUGCACACUCACCCUGACCAGAGCUAGCUACCUGUGCCCACCAACACUCACUCGUGAAGGGCCGAGACUGGCUCCUCUCCAGCGCCAGGACCUCAAGGCCACUCAGUCUGGGAGGUCCAAGGUGGGUGUGGGGAAAUUGUAGGGGGUGUG